AUGUCCGCAAUUAUGUCUCAUUUAUCACAAUUGCAAGCACAAGAUGGGAGUUGGAGCCAGGAAGACGUUGACAUUGAUGUCGAUGCUGUCAGUGAGGGAGAUCUGCUUGAGGUUAUCCAACAAGUACACCACGUUGAUUAUAUUGAGUAUUUACGAGACGCAUAUGAGAUGUGGGUGCAGGAUGGGGGUAGCAAAAACGCAGUCAUGCCAGAAACAUUUCCCCAUCCCGGAUUGAUGGCGUCCUCCAAGUCAAAGGCUAUGUAUGCAAAGAAUCUUUCGCCGUUAGCAAAAGCGGGAUUGUAUUGUUUCGACCUUAGUUGCCCGAUCACAGGAGACACGUUCACAAGUGCGCUAGCUGCAGUACGAGUCGUGCUCUCCGCACUACAAUACCUCGUGUCCGAAUCAUCUGCCCAAGCAUCUCCAGGGGCUUUCGCUCUAACGAGACCACCAGGACAUCACGCAAGUCCGUCUGUAUGUGGAGGGUACUGUUUCUUCAACAACGCCGCGAUCGCAGCAAGGUACCUGCAAUCUCGUGUACCCAACACCAAAAUUGCGAUUCUAGACAUUGAUUAUCACCACGGAAAUGGAAUUUGUAAUGUGGCCUGUGGCCUGAUGAUAGCUCAAGACGUGUUUUACCAAGAUCCGUCCGUGCUGUAUAUCUCCCUUCAUGCAGAGGGAGACUAUCCUUAUUUUACCGGGACCUCGGAGGAGAUCGGGGAUGGCCCUGGAGUAGGAUUCAACUUGAACAUACCACUUGCACAAUACACAACCGGGAACAUAGAGUAUAUCGCUGCGCUUCAAAAGGGUUUAGAGAGAAUUUCUGAAUUUGGUUCACAGUGGCUACUGGUCAGUUUAGGGGUUGAUACAUACAAACAUGACCCCUUGUGUAAUUUCAACCUCACAACCGAGGGCUACCAUGAAAUAGGUAGGGAGAUAGGCUUACUCAAGUUACCAACUUUAUUCGUCAUGGAAGGCGGGUAUCACAUUGAUACCCUUGGUGUCAACGUUGGAGGAGUGCUCUUGGGUUUCAAAACCGCUGUGUAA
Molecule: messenger RNA, 1044 nt
Organism: Rhizoctonia solani
Lineage: Eukaryota; Fungi; Basidiomycota; Agaricomycetes; Cantharellales; Ceratobasidiaceae
Product: histone deacetylase family protein
Exons: 9
Coding region: 1-1044 (347 amino acids)
Source: RefSeq, a predicted model, not a curated record